ACUUUACGGAAGAACAAUUUUCCACAUGGCUUCCGACUAGACUGGAGCUUAGCCGUGUGUUUGCGUUUUGGUCCGAGUGUACAAGUUUGAAAGAAGACAACACCUAAUCACGUUGCAUGCGCAGUUUGCACUUUAAAUAAGGGCUGAAAAUGGGUAAAAGUAAAACCACUAAGUUUAAACGUCCGCAGUUCAACGCAGUCGGAUUGCCGGUGAAGGAAGCGGACGCCGAGGAAGAAGACCCCGGAGAGGAUAGUUGCCCAGCUGCAGAGUUGCUGGAGAAAUUGCAGAGUCCCAGCGCCGAUGUGCGAGAGUUUGCGUGUGCCAGCAUUUCUCGGGUGGUGCAGCAGAGUCAGACCAUCCCGGUUUUCCUCCAGAGGGAUGCCGUCCGGCGCCUCGGGCCCAUGCUGCUGGACAAGAGCCUGGCCGUCAGGGAGACUGCCGCCGGGGCGCUCAGGAAUCUGAGUGCAUGCGGAGGUCAGGAGGCGUGCGAGGACAUGGUGAAGCACGACGUCAUGACUCCUCUGACAGCACUGCUUAGAGAGAGCUGUGCUGGUUUUGAGAGCGCUGCAGUGACCAUGAAAGACCAGAAGAAUGCAGUGGAGGAUGUAGCCUACGAGGCUGUGAACCUAUUGUGGAACCUAUGUGAGAGCAGCAGUCAGUCGCUGUCCGUGUUCAACAAAGCGGGUCUUCUGGAUUUGGUUGUCCAGUGUUUGGAGAGACACCCACACAACGUGGAACUGGCCAUAUCAGCUGCCCACUGUCUGCACACUGUGACUGAGGAUAACCCGGAGCUGCUGUGCGGCUUGAACGCUGCGUUGCUUGGAGUCGUGGAGAGCGUGUUGCUGACAUCUCAGCCAGACAUGGCGCACACACUCCUCAGGACAUUGGCUGCAGGGACACUGUGGAACAUGAAGGGCAGUUUGCCCGCCGCCCGACAGGCCCAGACCCUCAACGCCGUGGUGGCCACCUUGUCGCAGUGUCUGGAUCUGGACAUUGGUACACUGAUACCUGAACUCAGACAAGCAGAAGAGGUCCGUCACAGAAACGCAUCAGCUGCGGCGGGCGUAGAAGACCAGGCUGCAGGAGAGCUCGCUGUGGCGGAGAUGGACGAGGAGGAGGAAGCUCCGAAACGCAAGAGUAAUGGAAAGGCUGUGAGGGUUGAUAACGACUUCUCAGACCUUUUGCCUAGGGACAAGGAGGAGCUGAAGGAGGCAACGGCCUUGCUGACAGCCCAGCAAACGUCCUUGGAGAUCAUCGUCAACAUGUGCUGCUCUGACGACCCUUCUGACGACGAGUGGGAGGAGGAGUCGAGCAGUGACGAAAGUGACAUGGGUCCGGAUGGCCUGUGUGAUGGAGUGUCCAAUCUUAUGUCUCCACUGUGUUUGUCAGCUGAGGUGCACGAGGCCUUGAUCCAACACAGCAUCCCAGAAAAGGUCCUCAAGAAUACUGAGUUCCCCAAGAAGGAAGCUAUGGAUGUGUGCCAACAGAUUCCCUCCUGGAGAGGCCUGAUAAAAAAGAUACAGCGGGUGCAGUCCCGGGCACUGACGUGCCUCCAUAGCAUCCUCUCCACAAUGGACCCCGAGUCUCUCGGAGGAGCAGCAGCCCUGCAGGCAGCAGCACAGCACCUUUCCACGCUGGUUUUUGGUGCAGCAGAGAUACCCAAAGACGAGGAGUUCCUGGAGGCCGUCAUAAGCGCCAUGCGGUCUCUUUUACAAAUGAUUGCCUCCAAAAAUAUCCCCCAGUGUAUGACCCCCCCGCAGCUGAUGAGUCUGAGCGAAGCUGCCACCCGCUGCGAUGUUGUCAGUGUCAGAGUCAACGCCGUCGCCAUUUUGGGUAUCACUGGCAGCACAUUAGCCAAAGAGAAAGGCACUGCUGAAACCCUUCAGAUGAUUGGAAACGCCUUACUUCAAGUUGCCACAAAGGACACCAACUUAGUUGUGAACGGAGAAGCCCUGGACGCCUUGUUGGAUGUUUUUGCAGAUGGCGACGAGGCAGAGACGGCUUGCAAACACAUCCAGUUGCUACCAGCACUGAAGGCAUUUCAGCCGGUGUUCAAGGCCAAGAUUCGUAAAGAAGGAAGAGGCAAGUAUAGCCCCCAACAGCUAUGUGUGCUAGACAACAUCAAAGUCAACCUGAGAAGAUUCAUUGGUUAUCUGGAGAAGGUGGUGAAAAAAUAACAAUUGGACAUGUUCAACAAGUUGAACCUGUCUGCUUUGGACAGAUACGCUAACAGGAAGUGGUUGUGGAACCAUCAAGUAUUUAUUUUAUCCUGGUAGUAUACCAUAUGUUUUUGCUCUGUUUUCAAAGUUUGCAUUCUCUAAAUAAUGAUUUACUAUUGUACUUGAUGUGAAAUUGUAUUUGUUGUUGAGAAAAAUGAGUAGAAAAUCAGAUAUUCGUUAGUAGUUACUGCAAGUUGCAGUAAAGAGUCUUUUUUUGCUCACUUAAUUGAUGUGCAUAAUUUUACCCAAAAUGGUCGUCGAACUUUAAUUUGCAUAAUUUCAUGUACCUCUUUGACAUUUUGAAUCAGCUGUGGAGAGCUGACACCAGGUUUUCGAUAUACGUGCCCUUGAUUUUUUUCCCAUGGUUCAAAUUUCAGUUUGCAGUUCUACUUCAAGAGGUGGAGCUGUUGAACAUAACAGGCCCUUUUAAAGGAAGGAUUGUAGUGUCAGCUAUUUCAUGAAAAAGAGAAGAUUUUUGUGUUAUGGAUAUUGUAUAAUAGAAUCAUAAUUUAGUUGGGAAAGAAAUUGGCUUGCUUCAAGUGAAACACAAUCAAACUUACUUUUAAUUUCACUAACAUACACUGCCAAGGUUGUGAUAACAUUAAAAUAUAUUAGGACAGACAUAUUAGCCUUAAGAAAUAUGCGCAUAUUCUUUACCUCUGUCACUCUGAGGCCCCUAUACUUCCCCUCUGUUGCAUUAAUUGCAAACUCGGACAGUGGUGACUUGCGGUGGUACUUUUGUGACUUCCUCUGUCUGCAAGUCACAUUCUGCUUUCUACUGGAAAAUAGAUUGGGUUUCACUAACACCAAUAAUUGAGAUUACUUUUCUACAACUGUGCAGGUUUGAAAAAUGGCGAUCCAGUAUAGUGCCAUCUAUUCAUCCAUAGUUAAUCAUGCUUUGAGUAGCUGAAAAAGUCAACGUAUUAGGCAGUAAGUGGUACAGAUUGAAUGAUGACUUGCACCCAUUCAAAUGAAAAUGUCCAAAAUAAACUGAUAGCUCUUGUGUUGUAAGAGCCAGGCACAGCUUCUUUGGGUUCCCACAACUUUUCAGGGAAAUGUUGAUCAAAUUGCAUGUAAUUAAGAACAAUUUCAAGAUCAAUUUAAGGGAGAUUGUCAUCAGGCUGUGAAUAAAGGCCUUUUAAAAAAUAAAUACUUCAGCAUGUCAU
Messenger RNA from Cyclopterus lumpus (lumpfish), 3385 nucleotides. It is a transcript of the gene heatr3, whose product is annotated as HEAT repeat containing 3. Bases 150 to 2177 code for a protein of 675 amino acids. Gene Ontology annotation, biological process: ribosomal large subunit biogenesis; protein import into nucleus. The transcript is spliced from 15 exons. NCBI's taxonomy places the organism in Eukaryota, Metazoa, Chordata, Actinopteri, Perciformes, Cyclopteridae. The record is from RefSeq and is a predicted model, not a curated record.